Messenger RNA from Delphinapterus leucas (beluga whale), 1975 nucleotides. It is a transcript of the gene C1GALT1C1, whose product is annotated as C1GALT1 specific chaperone 1. The record is from RefSeq and is a predicted model, not a curated record. Gene Ontology annotation, molecular function: N-acetylgalactosaminide beta-1,3-galactosyltransferase activity. NCBI's taxonomy places the organism in Eukaryota, Metazoa, Chordata, Mammalia, Artiodactyla, Monodontidae.
GCGGGCGGCUCCGCCUGGCCUAGGGCUCCUGUGCCCCGCCCCGCUGCCCGAGCCGUUGUGGCGUCUACUUCCGGGCCCUCACCACCUUCAGCGAAACCAACGAGAAGAAACCGCCUGCAUGUAGAGCAGCCCGACCAGGAACGUAACCGAGUGGCGCGCGAACGUGAGAGGAAAGCCGUGCGCGGCUGCGCUUUACCGCCCCUGAGCCGCUCUAGACGCGGGAAAAAUGCUUUCUGAAAGCAGUUCAUUUUUGAAGGGUGUAAUGCUUGGAAGCAUUUUCUGUGCCUUGAUCACUAUGCUAGGACACAUUAGGAUUGGUCAUGGAAAUAGAAUGCACCACCAUGAGCAUCAUCACCUACAAGCUCCUAAUAAAGAAGAUAUCUUGAAAAUUUCAGAGGAUGAACGCAUGGAGCUCAGUAAGAGCUUUCGAGUAUACUGUAUCAUCCUUGUCAAACCCAAAGACGUGAGUCUCUGGGCUGCAGUGAAGGAGACUUGGACCAAACACUGUGACAAAGCAGAGUUCUUCAGUUCUGAAAAUGUUAAAGUGUUUGAGUCAAUUAACAUGGAAACAAAUGACAUGUGGUUAAUGAUGAGAAAAGCUUACAAAUACGCCUUUGAUAAUUAUAGAGACCAAUACAACUGGUUCUUCCUUGCACGCCCCACUACGUUUGCUAUUAUUGAAAACUUAAAGUACUUUUUGUUAAAAAAGGAUCCAUCACAACCUUUCUAUCUAGGCCACACUAUAAAAUCUGGAGACCUCGAGUAUGUGAGUAUGGAAGGAGGAAUUGUCUUAAGUGUAGAAUCAAUGAAAAGACUUAACAGCCUUCUCAGUAUUCCUGAAAAGUGUCCUGAACAGGGAGGGAUGAUUUGGAAGAUAUCUGAAGAUAAGCAGCUAGCAGUCUGCCUGAAAUACGCUGGAGUAUUUGCAGAAAAUGCAGAAGAUGCUGAAGGAAAAGAUGUAUUUAACACCAAGUCUGUUGGGCUUUUUAUUAAAGAGGCAAUGACUAAUCACCCCAACCAGGUAGUAGAAGGAUGUUGUUCAGAUAUGGCUGUUACUUUUAAUGGACUGACGCCUAAUCAGAUGCAUGUAAUGAUGUACGGGGUAUACCGUCUUAGGGCAUUUGGGCAUGUUUUCAAUGAUGCAUUGGUUUUCCUACCUCCAAAUGGUUCUGAUAAUGACUGAGAAGAAACAAGAGCAUGUAUAUGAUCACCGUGUAGGACAUGUGGUGUUAUUUGUAGUAACAACUGCAUAUCCAACACAGCAGUAUGUUUCUUUUUUUUUUCGUUUUCAGUUUGGUGGCACUGGUUUAUUCACACAUUGAAGUUUAGUAAUACAUUUUAAAAUAGGGUGGGGUUUUUUUCCUUAAAACACACAUGAGAAUUUCAACUGUGUUGGAAAGAAAUGUUUUAAUAAUAAUAAUUUUACAAAUAAAGAAUAUAUUUAUAAAUAAUAUAUUUAUGUGAUAAAUUCUAAAUUAUGAACAUUAAAAAUCUGUGUGGCACAUGUUUUUGCUGAUUGGUUAAAAAAUUUAACAUGUCUUUUUAGCUUUCUAAGAUAUGCAAAUGAAAUCUCUAGUUGUGAAUUUGUGAUUAAAGUAAAACUUUUAGCUAUGUGUUUCUGUUACUUCUAACGUUGGUUUAUGUUCUAAGCCUUCGCAAGUGCCAGUGGAUUUGCUUUCUCAAAAUACACAACCAAGCAAUAAAGGGAAUGUUCCCAACCACUGUUAAAGUGAAAGUUGAAAUCUAUCCCUGAGAGAAAAAGUGAAAAUUAAUUAUAAAGGUUAAUAAUCUUCCUGGGAGCUAAUUUAGUGGCCUCCUCAGCAUACACAGUUUCAGUGUAACCCUCUGUACUUCUCUAUGCAGAUAUUGAAGUUGGAGUGGUGACUGUAAAGAAUGUAAUGUCAUUUAACUGUAUUGUUUCCCAGUUAAUCAAGCUCUCAGCUGUGGCUUGGAUAAAAAUAUAUCAGUUGAGAUU